Ziziphus jujuba (common jujube) is the source of this 1002-nucleotide messenger RNA. RefSeq names its product agamous-like MADS-box protein AGL80. The transcript has a single exon. Gene Ontology annotation, biological process: positive regulation of transcription by RNA polymerase II. Gene Ontology annotation, molecular function: DNA-binding transcription factor activity, RNA polymerase II-specific; protein dimerization activity; RNA polymerase II cis-regulatory region sequence-specific DNA binding. The coding region runs from base 76 to 810 and encodes 244 amino acids. NCBI's taxonomy places the organism in Eukaryota, Viridiplantae, Streptophyta, Magnoliopsida, Rosales, Rhamnaceae. The record is from RefSeq and is a predicted model, not a curated record.
UUGGACAGUGUGGGAAAGCAAACUCAAAAAAACCAUUUUUAGUUUGAAAUAUAACAUAUAUAUAUUUCUAAGACCAUGACUAGAAAGAAAGUGAAACUUGCAUAUAUCAGCAAUGAUUCUGCAAGAAAAGCAACAUUCAAGAAAAGAAAGAAGGGUUUGGUGAAGAAGGUGGGCGAGUUGAGCACACUCUGCGAUGUUGAUGCCUGUGCUAUCAUUUACAGUCCUUAUGAUACUCAACCGGAGCUAUUCCCUUCCCCUUUGGGUGUUCAACGAGUGCUUUCGAAAUUCAAGAAGAUGCCGGAGAUGGAGCAGAGCAAGAAGAUGGUGAACCAAGAGAGUUUCCUGAGGCAAAGGAUUGCCAAAGCUAAUGAGCAAUUGAAGAAACAGAGGAAGGACAACAGAGAGAAGGAAAUGACAAGGGUCAUGUUUCAGAGCCUUACUGGGAAAGGGCUUCAGGGUUUGAACAUGAUGGAUUUGAAUGAUCUUGGAUGGCUGAUAGACCAGAACUUGAAGGACAUAAACAAAAGGAUUGAGUCCCACAAGGCCGAGGCUUCGUCUCAGAAACAUGAUGUGGCAGCACCAGGGAUGAGUUCAGCCGCGGAUGGGAUGGCGAGGAGUGGAGAGAAUGGUUCGCAGGCCAUGGCUGAGAAGCCUGCUUUUGAAGUGAAUGUGGAAACCAUGCAGAGACAGCAAUGGUUCAUGGACUUAAUGAACCCACAAGAAGGUCUUGGUUUUGGUGGGGAUGAGAUGAUUCUGCCAUUUGGAGAUCACAACCACAAUGCCAUUUGGUCUAAUCCUUUUUUCCCUUGAAUGAUUAAAGAGUGUUCAAAGUGGUUUGUUUGUGAAUGUCUUCUGAUGGUUUAGCCUAAAAAAUUUGAUCUCUUUCUUAAUUCAUACCCCUAAUGUAUGACGACAGAGUCAGAUUCUAUGCUAAUAAGCUUACUUAUGAUCUUUCUUUUUUGAUUUCCACACAGGCCAUUGUACUUAUUCAUGUACUCAAAA